Dinoponera quadriceps is the source of this 1601-nucleotide messenger RNA. It is a transcript of the gene Hat1, whose product is annotated as histone acetyltransferase type B catalytic subunit. The record is from RefSeq and is a predicted model, not a curated record. Gene Ontology annotation, molecular function: histone binding; histone H4 acetyltransferase activity. The transcript is spliced from 7 exons. Bases 268 to 1503 code for a protein of 411 amino acids. Lineage: Eukaryota; Metazoa; Arthropoda; Insecta; Hymenoptera; Formicidae. Gene Ontology annotation, cellular component: nucleus. Gene Ontology annotation, biological process: subtelomeric heterochromatin formation.
UGUGACGACAUAUGAUUCGCCGGCAGGAUCGAUGACAUAUCUCUCUCGCGUACGGAAAUCACCGCUCGGACCGACGUUCCUCCGCAUCGCACUUAUGAAUCGCCCAGCGAAUGCCGAGAGAGUACGGAUUCAGUUCUGCGUCUCGAUUCAAACUGGCUCGCAUAACCGGCUCUGUUUUGGCGCGAAGUUGCUUUAUGACAAGUAGUUCAUGCGGAAGGUACCGACUGACGUUUGAAUCACCUCGCCGUGCACACCGACGCAAGGACAAUGGAAAAUUUAAAAACGAUUCAGGAUGCACGUUUAAAAAAAUUCAUGAUAGAUAGCAACGAUGCGCUGGAAUUUAAGUUGAUCCGUAAUAUUGAGGACCUGGAUUCCGAAGAAGCUGUAUUCAAACCGGAAAUGUCCCAUCAAGUGUUUGGGGCAAUGGAAACCAUAUUUGGCUACUGUGAUUUAAAGGUACAGUUGUACUAUACAGCAGGUUGCUUGGAAACUUUCUUGGGAAUGACCUAUACGGAGAAAGCAAGUGAUCUUGAUUUCAAGGGAGUGGAACCUGACAAAGUUUUAACAAAGAUGGCUGAGAAGCUCGCGCCAAAUGUUCACUAUAGUCUAGAUACUUUUAUUAGUGCGCUUAAGAAGGAUGAUACAUUCAAACCAGAGGGAGAAUUGCUGUAUUCGUUCACGAUAAAUGACAAUGGCACAGCAAGGCAAUUCGAAGUCUACAAGGCAGAUAUAAACUGCAAAAAGUUCAAAGAAUAUCACCAGAGGGUUCAAACGUUUCUUCUUUGGUACAUAGAUGCGGCUAAUUUCAUUGAUAUUGAUGAUGAACAGUGGAGUUACUUUAAUAUGUUUGAAAAAUAUACUACAUCCACCGGUGCAUCCCGAUAUGGAACUGUUGGUUUCGUCACAGUUUAUCGAUAUUAUGCGUACCCGCAGCACAUUCGACCGCGCAUCGCGCAAGUUGUCAUUCUACCGCCGUUCCGACAGAUGGGCCUCGGCACACAGCUGUUGCAAGCGAUUUAUCGCGAAUACGUUGGGAUGAACGAAGUUAAAGAUAUAACGGUUGAGGAUCCGUCCGUGACGUUCCAACGAAUACGGAAUUACGUGGAUGCCGUGAAUUGCAGCACACUGCCUAGCUUUAAACGGGAACACUUAAUGCAAGGCUUCAACAAUCAGAUGGCCAUUGAAGCGAGGGAAAAAUUCAAGAUAAACAAGAAACAAGCUCGCACAGUGUACGAAAUUUUGCGAUUACGCGCAACGAACGUCGUGAACGAGGAGGAGUACCGAGCGUACAGAUUAGACGUGAAAAGAAGAUUGAACAUACCGUACAAGAGGAAAGAGAACGACGAGAAGAAGUUGGAACGCGCGCUGAUGUACGUGGACAAGCGCGUUAACCCUCUACCACCUUUGGAACAACGUGUACAGAUUCUCGAUAAGGAGUAUCGAUUUUUAGAAGAGGAAUACAAGAGAAUUAUUCAACGUUUAGAAGAUGCUCCCGAACUGUGAAAAAACUUCGCAUGAACUUUUGUCCGUAUUAAUCAACCGAUCAAGAAUUCCUUUUUUAAUGUCGAAAUCGAAAUAUAUUAAUAAUUUACUAUUAUUUA